GCUGAUGAGAACUGACCAAUCUCAGCGGGGUCCGCCCGAGCCCGUGUUUGCAGGUUGUUGCCGCUGUUGCCCUCCAGCUGCAAUAUUCUGACAUUUUUAGGGAUGUCGUCGUGCGCGGUCCCAGGCUGCAGGAAUCACAAAAAAGUUGCGGAAAAAAGCACGCUGAGUUUUCACCGAUUCCCGACGAGAAACGCUGUCAGGUGUCGGGACUGGCUGGCGCGCAUACGAAACAAGGCGUUCGAUGAAAACACGCCGCUGGAAAAACUGAAAUCGUAUCGAGUGUGCAGUCAGCAUUUCACUGAAGAUGACUUUAAAACAGAUUACAUGCACCUGGUCAUGGGGACAAAAGAAAGGAGAGAACUGGUGGAGGGCGCAGUCCCUUCCAUUUUCCCGUGGACCGUGAAAAGUGAACCAGAUAGCGAGGGGAGAUCUCCCAGCAGCGCCACAGAAGAAAAACGCAAACGCUUGGAGAGACACAACACAGAGCACAGGAUGGACGCUGCGGAGACGUCCUGGAACUCGGAGGAAAUCAUUUCUGUCGUCAUCAAAGAGGAGGCUCUGCAGUAUGAACUGGAGCCGGAGCUGAAUCAGCAGCAUGGACUGAAAUCAGAAUCACGGGGUCAGAUCAAGCAGGAGGACAGAGAGCAGGCGAUACAGAGGGACAGUCCUGUGGCAGAGGGCCGCCAGCUGAAGCUGUGUAAAGAGGAAGUGAAAAAGGAGGAGAAUGAGGAUGAGAGUGACUUUGUGGAUGCCACAGUGCGAUGCAGUGAUGCAGUUAUAGGAAAGAAAGGGUGGCUGCAACCUUCGCUGAGUCAUCUCCAGGCUACCCAGAGCCAACCAGCAGCGCCUCCCACCACACAGGCUCCGAAAACCAUCCUUGGGAGACACAACACAGAGCACAGGAUGGACGCUGCGGAGACGUCCUGGAACUCGGAGGAAAUCAUUUCUGUCGUCAUCAAAGAGGAGGCUCUGCAGUAUGAACUGGAGCCGGAGCUGAAUCAGCAGCAUGGACUGAAAUCAGAAUCACGGGGUCAGAUCAAGCAGGAGGACAGAGAGCAGGCGAUACAGAGGGACAGUCCUGUGGCAGAGGGCCGCCAGCUGAAGCUGUGUAAAGAGGAAGUGAAAAAGGAGGAGAAUGAGGAUGAGAGUGACUUUGUGGAUGCCACAGUGCGAUGCAGUGAUGCAGGUGUUUCACUCUCUCUCAGCAGCCCUGAUUAAAGACCAGCUCUUACCCCUGACCGGUCACUCUUCCCUUUAUACCAGCUUCCAGUACAUGGUUUGUUUUAUCAGUGUACACCCCAUCAGUCUCUAUC
Messenger RNA from Megalops cyprinoides (Indo-Pacific tarpon), 1313 nucleotides. RefSeq names its product peroxynitrite isomerase THAP4-like. The record is from RefSeq and is a predicted model, not a curated record. The coding region runs from base 103 to 1218 and encodes 371 amino acids. The transcript is spliced from 4 exons. Lineage: Eukaryota; Metazoa; Chordata; Actinopteri; Elopiformes; Megalopidae.